AUGGAAGGAGACGUUAUUGACAAACUAGAGGACAUGUCAUCGGUGUACGACUUCGACCCGAUCACCGGCAACAUCCCCGCCACCAAAGUAGAAAUCACCGUCUCCUGCAGAAAUCUGCUGGAUAAAGACACAUUCUCAAAGUCAGAUCCAUUAUGCGUGCUUUAUACCCAAGGUGUGGAAACCAAACAGUGGAGAGAGUUUGGCAGAACAGAAGUGAUAGACAACACCCUUAAUCCAGACUUUGUUCGAAAGUACAUCCUGGACUACUUUUUUGAGGAGAAGCAGAACCUUCGCUUUGACCUGUAUGAUGUUGACUCCAAAAGCCCAGACCUGUCCAAACACAAACCCGCAGAACUCAACGACUUUUUGGGUCAGACGUUCUGUACUCUUGGGGAGAUUGUUGGAUCACCAGCCAGUCGACUGGAGAAACCACUGGGAGGAAUCCAAGGGAAGAAAUGUGGCAUUAUCGUCCUGUCCGCAGAGGAGCUGAGCAAUUGUCGAGACAGCGCCACAAUGCAGUUCUGUGCCAACAAGCUGGACAAAAAGGACUUCUUUGGCAAGUCGGACCCUUUUAUGGUCUUCUACAGAAGCAACGAGGACGGAACGUUUACUAUCUGCCAUAAAACAGAGGUGGUGAAGAACACAUUAAAUCCAGUGUGGCAGCCUUUCGCUAUCCCAGUACGAGCGCUCUGCAAUGGAGACUUCGACAGAACAAUCAAAGUGGAGGUGUACGAUUGGGAUAGAGAUGGCAGUCAUGACUUCAUUGGGGAUUUUACAACCAGCUACCGAGAGCUAGCUCGAGGGCAGAGCCAGUUUAAUGUCUACGAGGUGAUUAAUACCAAGAAGAAAAUGAAGAAAAAGAAAUAUGUCAACUCUGGGACAGUAACCCUGCUCUCAUUCUCAGUGGAGUCAGAGUUCACUUUCUUAGAUUACAUCAAAGGAGGGACGCAAAUCAAUUUCACUGUGGCCAUUGAUUUCACAGCAUCUAAUGGCAACCCGUCCCAAUCCACUUCGCUGCACUACAUGAACCCGUACCAGCUGAACGCCUACGCCAUGGCCCUGAAGGCUGUUGGGGAGAUCAUUCAGGACUACGACAGUGACAAGAUGUUCCCCGCUUUGGGCUUUGGAGCCAAACUGCCCCCUGAUGGACGGGUUUCACAUGAGUUUCCACUGAAUGGAAACAUGGAAAAUCCGUACUGCAAUGGUAUUGAGGGCAUCUUAGAGGCAUACCACCAGAGUCUGAAGACAGUGCAGCUGUACGGGCCAACGAACUUCGCUCCUGUGGUGAAUCAUGUUGCCAGGUAUGCAGCUGCGGUGCAGGACGGCUCUCAGUAUUUUGUGCUCCUCAUCAUCACAGACGGCGUCAUUUCCGAUAUGGCCCAGACCAAAGAGGCCAUUGUAAAUGGUGCGAAGCUUCCUAUGUCCAUCAUCAUAGUUGGAGUGGGUCAGGCUGAGUUUGACGCUAUGGUGGAGCUGGAUGGUGAUGACAUCAGGAUCUCAUCGCGGGGGAAGCUUGCAGAGAGAGACAUUGUUCAGUUUGUUCCCUUCAGAGAUUACAUGGACCGGACAGGCAACCACGUGUUAAGCAUGGCUCGGCUCGCUAAAGACGUGCUAGCAGAGAUCCCAGACCAGUUCAUCUCUUACAUGAAGAGCCGGGGGAUCAAACCCAACCCGGCGCCACCUCCCUACACACCGCCCGGACACACACACCACCACACACAGAUCUGA
This is a messenger RNA of Anoplopoma fimbria (sablefish), 1728 nucleotides long. It is a transcript of the gene cpne5b, whose product is annotated as copine Vb. Lineage: Eukaryota; Metazoa; Chordata; Actinopteri; Perciformes; Anoplopomatidae. The transcript is spliced from 22 exons. Gene Ontology annotation, biological process: cellular response to calcium ion. The record is from RefSeq and is a predicted model, not a curated record. The coding region runs from base 1 to 1728 and encodes 575 amino acids. Gene Ontology annotation, molecular function: calcium-dependent phospholipid binding. Gene Ontology annotation, cellular component: plasma membrane.